CAAGCUUCUUGUGUUCUGAUAGUGAUCCUACCUACCCGCAAUAGCCCCAUGCUAGUGGCAUGCAUCGGCUGGACUACCAAUAUGUGAGGUUUCACCGGACGGGAAAGACGUCUUUCAUCCCUCCACCCCCCUCUCCUUCCUCUUGACACAGGCAGUUGCCAUUUACAAAUUCCGUCCAGUCUCCUUCCAAACCACCUUGCCAUUCUUCUGCUUGCAUCGUUUUCUCCCACCUUCUGGUUUCAACAGUUCCGAACUCCGAUACCACCUCAUCCUGUUUAAAAGAACCUUCCGAUCUCACGCUCGGUCCCACCCUUCUAUCCUCUCUGGAAAUCAUACAAAACUGUACAGUCCGCCAUUCUCACCUGCUCUCAAUUCCUGAGUUUUCAUUCUUCCUGUGUGGCACUCUACGUACUCUCCAGCAUCUAACAUGGCUCACCAGAAGAAGACCAAGAUGUCGAACAGCAACAGGCAGGUUAAUGGCGAUGUUGCCUCCAACUCCGCGGUCAUCAAGCACUUGCUUGGAUACCCUAUCGUCGAGUCCAGCAUCUCGACUGUGAAGGCCAACCCCUACGGCCAAAAACUCCUCGAGGUUACCGAGAAGGUAUACCAGAUUGGAGCUCCCUUCCUCGGCUACCUCCAGGGCCCGUACCAAUAUGUCUCCCCAUACGUCCAUAAGGCCGAUGACUUGGGUGACAAGACGCUGUCCAGGAUUGAUGAGAAGUUUCCGAUUGUCAAGAAGCCGACAGAUGAGCUCGUCCACGACGCCCAGUCUCUUCUCCAGUUCCCCAUCCGCCUUGGCCAGAGCGGCAAAGAGCAUGUCCUCAGCACCUACAACACCGAGCUCGAGAAGGUCGGCGGCAAGGGCUUGAGCGCUUACUACAAGGCCGCUCUCACUACUGCUCUCACCAUUAGCACCGAGACCUACGCUACUGCCGCCAGCUUCCUCAACGCCCAGAAAGAGAACGCCAAGCAGCAAACGGCUAACGGCACGGCCAACAACUAGAGGCUGGCCAGAACACCACCGCUGGCUGACCAAGAGUCGACUAUGUCACACGGUUCGGAUAUGGUGACUACUCAAGAGACGGUCGACCCAGCUGGUAACGAUACCACGCCCCAGGCAGCUGAGAGCUUAGUAGUUCCCGUCUCGCUUUGGGGCAUGGCCUUUGGUUCUUGCGACUGAUACGACUGCGAAGGCGUUCCUUUGUGGAUUGAAGACGCAACUAUACACUAUACAACCUCACCUCUAUCUACACUGGUGCCGUAGGCGGAAUCGAAGGCUCGCUGAGGAUGUGAGCACGUGGUUGAAGCAUACGAAAAGCAUGCUUAUCACACAGACAUACAGGAAUAACGGAUGAUAUCACUUUUGGAGGGGUGCAAUUGGGUUUCUUAUCUUUUCAUCAUGGCUAUUGUUUGGACGUCGAGGUAUCUUUGCUCUUCGAAUUUUUAUUGCGUUGUCACUUGGCGUGGGUUGCGUACUGGUGGAUAAAAGAAGAAGGAAAGACGAUGUAGAUACCGGGGAGGUGCAACUUGCAAGUGCGUGGCUCUGAGCGCUUGAUACCUUCGCAGCUGAUACCACAAGUCAGGUGUUAGUUUUUACACUACGGCGGCUGUCAAUAAAGAAGUCAAAACCAUUGUUAAAUACUUGACGCAACUGCCCCUUGUUUACUCAUACAUUUUGAUCGGAACGAUGUCCACAGCUGAAUACGGUUAUGCAUUACUGAGUGGUUGGAUUGCAGCCGAUGCCGAAUUUGACAUCAUUGAACAUGCG
Messenger RNA from Neurospora crassa OR74A, 1768 nucleotides. RefSeq lists its product as hypothetical. Lineage: Eukaryota; Fungi; Ascomycota; Sordariomycetes; Sordariales; Sordariaceae. The transcript is spliced from 2 exons. The coding region runs from base 428 to 1003 and encodes 191 amino acids. The record is from RefSeq and is a predicted model, not a curated record.